Camelus dromedarius (Arabian camel) is the source of this 1264-nucleotide messenger RNA. It is a transcript of the gene EDN2, whose product is annotated as endothelin 2. The transcript has 5 exons. The record is from RefSeq and is a predicted model, not a curated record. Gene Ontology annotation, molecular function: hormone activity; endothelin B receptor binding. Gene Ontology annotation, biological process: regulation of systemic arterial blood pressure by endothelin; regulation of vasoconstriction; vein smooth muscle contraction. NCBI's taxonomy places the organism in Eukaryota, Metazoa, Chordata, Mammalia, Artiodactyla, Camelidae. The coding region runs from base 85 to 627 and encodes 180 amino acids. Gene Ontology annotation, cellular component: extracellular region.
GAGCUAUCAGCUCAGCUUGGUAGCAAGACGCUGGCAACAGGCACGCUCCCUGCUCCAGUUCAGCCUGCACGCUCCACCACCACCAUGGUUGCCGUGCCCACCGCCUGGUGCUCCAUCGCUCUAGCCCUGCUCGUGGCCCUGCACGAAGGCAAGAGCCAAGUCGCUGCCACCCCAACUCCAGAGCAGCCAGCACCCUCGCCCCGUGCCCGAGGCUCCCACCUGCGGCCUCGCCGUUGCUCCUGCAGCUCCUGGCUCGACAAGGAGUGCGUCUACUUUUGCCACCUGGACAUCAUCUGGGUGAACACUCCCGGACAGACAGCUCCUUACGGCCUGGGAAACCCGCCAAGACGCCGGCGCCGCUCUCUGCCAAGGCGCUGUGAAUGCUUCAGUGCCAGGGACCCCGCCUGUUCCACCUUCUGCCAUGGAAGGCCCUGGACUGAAGCCAUGGCAGUCCCAGGCAGUGGGUCCCCUGCAGAUGUGUUCCAGGCCAGCAAGACAUGGGCCCCAGCUGGCGAGCUUCUUCAGCAGCUGAGGGAUAUUUCUGCUGCCAAGAUCCAUUUUGCUAGGCAACAGCCAGAGGGAAUGAGGGAGCCCAGGCCUACACACUCCAGGUGGAGGAAGAGAUAGUUCUGGAAACUGGAGGAACUUUGGGAAGGAAGCCUGAGUGGAGAUGGGAGGAGAGGGGCAUCCCAGUGCUUGGAGACCCUCCAUCUGUUUCCUGGGCCAGAAAACCCACCUGCCGGGAUUGGUGCGAGCUCCGGCCUCCUCACCCUGGAGAAGGAGCCUCCUUCAAGGCAGCUCAGUGCCCUCACACUGCCCAGGAAAGCCUUCAGCCCCCAGGCUGCAGAGCGGCCUCUCACGCUGGCCCUGGCCCCAUAGCCCUGCUGAAAGGAACGUGUGGGGCGUGCACCAGCCUGGAGGCCACGUCCGGAGAGGUGUCGUGUCUGUUGGCCGCAAACCAGGAGUGAUGUGCAGUGGUGGUUGCUCCCACCUACGCCUGCCCUGGAGGCUGGAUGGGUCUGCCCGGGUCUGAUGUCCCAGUCGGCCCCCAUCUGUCCCCUCCAGCUCUCCCUCCCCAGAGUCCUUGUACCCUUUUACCCUGGGGACACUCCUGGUGAGAUGGGCCUACUCUCCUUCACUUGUCUGUAUAUAACUUAUUUGCUUUAAGAACUUGGAAAAUUUUGAUUAUUUAUUUUAAUGUAUUUUUUUAGACUCUCAGUUACUUACCUGCCAAUUUGUGUUUGUAAUAAACAAUGAAAUGGUA